Messenger RNA from Chelonoidis abingdonii (Abingdon island giant tortoise), 1982 nucleotides. RefSeq names its product phospholipid scramblase 3 (gene PLSCR3). Gene Ontology annotation, cellular component: plasma membrane. The record is from RefSeq and is a predicted model, not a curated record. Gene Ontology annotation, biological process: plasma membrane phospholipid scrambling. NCBI's taxonomy places the organism in Eukaryota, Metazoa, Chordata, Testudines, Testudinidae. Gene Ontology annotation, molecular function: phospholipid scramblase activity.
UUCCCCCUGACCCACCCGGUGACCCCCUCUCCCCUGUCACAGGAGCCGGGAGGAGCGGGGGCGCUGAGCGAGGGAACGAGCCAGAGAGAGACCCGGGGGGGCUGCAGCUGAGACCCCCCAGCAUGGCAGCAGCAGGUUACCCCCAGGCUACUUACCCCUCCGCCCCGUACCCUAGUCCUCACCCCGCCCCCCCAGUCCCCACCCCAGGAUUCAACAUCUACCCCUCCAAUCCGGGUGUGGGGCAGUUGGUCCAGCCCCAGUCCCCGCCCCAGGCAUACGGGGACCCCGCAGCUCAACAGCCCCAUUCGUCCAUCACGCCCUAUCUGCCCGUGUCCACCGGCAUCCCUCCGGGGCUGGAGUAUCUAAUGCAGAUUGACCAGGUUCUGAUCCAGCAGAAAGUGGAGCUGGUGGAAGCCUUCAUCGGCUUCGAGACGGCCAACAAGUACGAGCUGCGGGACGGGCUGGGCCGGCGGCUCUUUGAGGCCGAGGAGCAGAGCGACUGCUGCACCCGCAACUGCUGCGGGUCCCUGCGGCGCCUCCGGCUGAACGUGGCUGAGCCGGGGGGCCGCCCCGUGCUGCGCCUCCUGCGCCCCAUCAAGUGCACCACCUGCUGGUGCCCCUGCUGCCUGCAGGAGCUGGAGGUGCAGUGCCCCCCGGGCACCACCAUCGGGCAUGUGGUGCAGACCUGGCAUCCCUUCACCCCCAAGUUCUCCGUCCAGAACGCCGAGAAGCAGACGGUGCUGCGGGUGCUCGGGCCCUGCUGCGUCUUUCGCUGCGGGGGGGACAUCAACUUUGAGGUGAAGACGAGCAACGAGUCGCGAGGUGUGGGCCGGAUCAGUAAGCAGUGGGGGGGGCUGCUGAAGGAGGUCUUCACCGACACCGACGUCUUCGGCAUCCAGUUCCCCGUGGAUCUGGACGUCAAGAUGAAGGCCGUGCUGCUGGGGGCCUGCUUCCUCAUCGAUUACAUGUUCUUCGAGAAAUCAGGCACUACCAGCCAGAGGAGCACGGUGCUGAGCAGCUAGAGGCGUCUGGACCCCCGCACCUCCCACACGCUGCCACUUACGGGGACCCCCAUCCCAUCGCUGACACCGACAGGGGUCCCCCUAUCCCAUCACUGACACCAACGAGGGGUUUUUAUGAAUAGGACAGUGUGUUUAUGGCCGUCAAGGCUGGCGUGGGUGUCAGGGCACUGAGAUUGUUUGCAGAGGUGACAAGGAGGCCUGUGGGUGUGGAUGUGUCCCGUGCCAUGGGGCUUGGUGGACAGUGUUGUGUGCACAGCACGACGGGGGCUCUUUUGGUUGUAUCUGAAGAACAUUAAGCCCUGUGUCUUCUCCCACCAAGGCAUCUUUAGGACCUUCACCCAGACAGGAAACUCUGACCUCCAUUGGCUGCCAGAUUCCUGGGGUCUUCAUAUCUCCUGCCCCCCACCAUGCUGGGAGUCCCUCCCUGUUGGCUGGGGCGGGGGGGUCACUUCAACACCGAACUGGUAGUGGCAACAUCCCGAAGCCAAAUCUCUGCCUAAUGAUAUUUCUCAUUUUCUGUAUUUUGUGUAUUUAUCGCUUAUAACAAAGUGGCUUGCGCUGAACCUUAAAAGGGGGCUUUGUGGGGGGAGCAACAUGGUGCUUUUUAAUAGGGUUCCCCCCCUACCCCACCCCGGUUCCCUUGAAUUCCUGAUGCUGACGGAGGGACAUCAAACCAUGGUGGAGGAAUGGUAGGAGCUGUGGCCAGCGUGAAGUCAUGCCAACCCACGGUGGAGUCAUGUGGGCCAUGAUGGAUGGAAACCAACCCAAGCUGGAGGACCGUUGGCUAAGAUAGUCACGCCAAUCGUGGAGGCACGUUGACCAAGAUGGAGUCAAGCCAACCCCAGAUGGAGACUUAUUGGCCAACGCGUGUUGGCCAAUCUUGGGGCACUCUACUGUGUCUUACUUUUGUGGGGAGAGCGGAGGGGGAGGAGACUGGAGAGAAGGUGAGAGGAAGGGGAC